UUGCAGAGGGCUGCCCAGGACACCGUCUGCAGCGCGACCCGCAUCCUGAAGGACCUGGACGCCCAGGGCUAUUCCAGAAGGUGUCCUGAAGUCUGGGCCAAGCAGCACGUGCGCACAGUCACCCACCUGUACCGGGACUGGCUGUUUGAGCUGCCGCUGGAGUUGAUGGCGCAGCAGGUGCACGAGGACCUGGCGCAACGGUGGAGGUGCCUGGCCUUUGACGACACCCCCACUGGGGGAGCCCUGGCAUGGCUGCCCGACGAGACCCCUCCGGUACCCACCCGUGGAGGGUGUUUGGUACACCCGGCCGGGGAGGCCAUGAACCAGCUUUGCUUCCAGGAUAUGACCCUCAGCAGCUCCCUGAAACCUCGAAUCCGGAGCCCCCCUGCCCAGUUUGAGCUCAGUGAGGCAGUCCGGCAGGUGGCAGCGGCCCGAGUGGAUGGCAGUGACUUCAUUGGAGUGCGCUCAGACCACCACUGUGGCGUGUGGAGGAUGCGAUCUGGAGAGGCUCCUGAUCCACUCCACGUCGUUCGCACCAGGGACCCCUGCUGUUCCGUCACGGUCAGCCCCCACCUGCCUGGUGAGCUGUCCUUUUGCACCCACCGGGGAGCAGUGUACCUGUGGAAUGUCGAGGCAAGGCCUCGACUCGUGCACCAGGACCGGGAGACCGCCUUCUUCCGUGACCCCUCGCCUUGGCGCUGGAGUGAGUUUACCGCCCACCCCUGUGUGCUCACUUUUGCCGAUCGCACGGGUCUGAUGAGUGUUGACCGGAGGGCCCCCUCCGGCUGCCAUGUCGAGCUCUUCAAGGUGGGAGCUGAAGCAGAGUGCCAGCGUGGGGAGCGCCUGGUCUUCACCAAGUACUUGGGCCAGGCUCAGCCCUACCACCAGCUGGUGGCCACCCAGUUCUCGGUGUACGUGCUGGACGAGCGCUUUCCGCUGGUGCCUCUUCUCCGUUGGGAACACAUGAUGAGCGGUCCCCCCCUCUACGUCCACCUCACGCCAGCCGGCGCUCCGUCACGUCCCCACAAGAUGCUCUUGGGCACCCACCACUCCCAGGAGCUGCUGCUACUGCAGUACAUGGGCGGCCUCAGCACCGCGUGCCAACUCCUGGGCCCUCCACAGAAGGUGUCGUCCAUCCAGGAAUGCCUGCCCCACUUCCCCAUGCAAGUCCCUGUCCAGGAGAAUGCCCUGCGCCAACGCCUCACAGCACCCAUGGCUGGUACGUGGAAGCGGUCCUUCUCGGAGGCGAGGGCCUUUUGUGCGCUGUUUGCUGAGGCAGCCACAGGCGACCCCCGGAUCCAGGGUGGCCUGUCUCUGCUGGCGCCCUCGGACCUGCUCUCCUCCCAGACGCUGCAGGCCCGCGGGAUUCCCCGGGAGCGCCGCCGGACCCUGCGGGACUACCUGGCCAUUUGGGACGAGCCCCCGGAGCCCCCCGAGGACCUGCUGGGCAGCCAGGCUUCCUCUCGGGGCAGUGGGGGCGGCAGCCAGCGCUACCCCCCUUCGUCCCAGGCCUCCCAGCCGCCCCCGCGCAAGCAGGCCCGCAUGGGCUUCUGA
Molecule: messenger RNA, 1554 nt
Organism: Pogona vitticeps (central bearded dragon)
Lineage: Eukaryota; Metazoa; Chordata; Lepidosauria; Squamata; Agamidae
Source: RefSeq, a predicted model, not a curated record